Messenger RNA from [Torrubiella] hemipterigena, 3151 nucleotides. The record is from the annotation of a GenBank genome assembly. NCBI's taxonomy places the organism in Eukaryota, Fungi, Ascomycota, Sordariomycetes, Hypocreales, Clavicipitaceae.
AUUCGCUUCAAUCUCUUUUCAACCAACCUUCUUUACGGUACACCCUCAUAUGCAGCUAUGUUUGCAUUUUUCUGAUAUUUAUUCUCUGUGUCGCGCACAUGCAAAGUGUAUUCGUAACAAUGAAUGCCUUUCCUGUACAAAGCUCGGACAUUGCCUAUUACAAGCGUUAUGCCCCGCUACACACGAUGAGGAGUCAUACCAGUACACGUAACAAGUACAAAUUCUGUAGAAGAUAGAAAAAAUUGCAAAAUCUUAGAAUUUCUAUUGAACCUAUAUCAUCGCACUAAGCGCACGGUUACUUCUCUUUCCAUCAUCAAUACCAAAACAAUGUCUACUACGACGAUGAGAAAGCCGCCUCAAGCGCCACCACUCUUCAACGCCACUGCUGAAUCCGCUUUGGCUACUAUCGAGGAUGUUAUCCAGCGUCAUCGGGCUACGAUCGACAAGAUUGUGGCUGAAGUCAAUUUGAAGGAUGCUACAUUCCAGAAUGUGAUGCUUCCCAUUUUGAAAAGCGACAACGAAGCGGACACAAAGAAAUGGGUCAAUGGAUUCUACCAGCUUGCUGCAGACGAUGAGGCUCUACGCGAUGCGUCCAGAGAAAUCGAAGAAAUGAUGGACGAAUUCGACAUUGAAUGUGAUACAAGGGAAGACAUCUUUGCACUUGUCAAUGCCGCCUAUGAACAAAGACACACAGAAAAUCUGGAUGCCGAAUCACUUCAUCUUUUGGAGAAGGAGAGGAGCAAGUUUGUUCGUAAUGGGAUGCUUCUUCCUCCCGGUCCCAAUCGACAACGAUUGAAAGAGGUCAAGGCCAAAAUUAGCAAGCUAUGCAGGCAGUCGCAAAAGUUGCUGGAUGAUGAAACGGGUGGCGUCUGGUUUACGCCAGAGGAACUUGACGGUAUACCAUCCUCCUCUAUAGAAAUUGAGGCUUUAGAAAAGGGAAGUGAGGAGAACGCGGGAAAGGUUAAAGUGACGUUCAAGUACGAUCACUUUGGGCCUCUCAUUCGAUACGCGGCAAACGAAGCAACCAGACGGGACUACAUCGUUGCGGAGACAAACAGGGCUAAUGAAAAUAUACCUCUAUUCAAAUCCAUUAUUGAGCUUCGUGAUGAAGCGGCCCGACUCGCUGGGUUUCCAAAUCAUGCCAGCCUGCAAAUUGGUGGUAGAAUGGCAAAGACUCCGGCCAGAGUCAAUGUGAUGCUUGCUGAUUUGCGGAAUCGCACGGAGAAAGGCGCUAAAGCUGAUUUGGAUGCGCUGCUUGCAUACAAAAAGGCAGAUUACGAAGAGCGGUCAAUUCCCUUUGAUGGGCGCCUGUACCUAUGGGACAAGGCAUAUUACAGUCGCAUACGGAUGGAAAAAGAGUUCAGCUUUGACGGCACAGCAUUCUCGCAGUACUUCCCUGCCAUGGAUACCUUCAAAAAAAUGCUGAGAGUGUUUGAAGAAGUCAUGGGAUUUAAGUUUGUGCACCUCAGCGAGGAUGACCGCGCACAGAUUGGCCCAACUGGUAAAUCCGAAGAUCUGACUUGGCAUCCCGAUGCCGAGAUCUACAGCGUUUGGAAUUCAGAAGAUCUUGGUGGCGAGUUUCGCGGCUAUCUGUACUUGGAUUUAUAUCCCCGUGAUAACAAGUAUAGUGAAGACAUGAGCCUUACACUUCAGUCUGGCUUCAUGAAGGACGACAGUACUGAGUUUUAUCCCUCGGCUGUGCUGAUUUGCAACUUGCCUACCGCAACAGCAACUAGCCCUGCGCUGCUAGAGCACGAAGAUGUUGUAACGAUAUUCCACGAACUUGGCCACGCAAUUCACGAUUUAGCGGGAAAAUCCAAGUAUGCACGUUCACGCUCUGUGGUAUGGGACUUUUUGGAGACGCCCUCACAGAUGCUGGAGCAUUGGUGCUGGACCCCGAGUGUUUUGAAAUCGCUAUCUAGCCACUGGGAGACAGGAGAGCAAGUUCCGGACAAAAUGAUAGACGCCUUGCUUAGCACACGCGGAAUGAAUGCCGCUAUUGAUGUUAGAGAUUCUCUUCUGCGACCGCUGUUUGACAUGGCUAUUCACGAUGUCGCCACUGCGGAGGAUAUAAAGGCACUUGACUACUGCACACUCUUUAAUCAGCUCCGCCACGACAUACGUCUAACAGCCGGACCAGAAGACAUCGGAAUGGGCAUGGACUGGGGCCACGAGUAUCUAACGAUUGAUCACUACAUCACGGGCUAUGAUGCCGGGUACUAUAGCUAUCUGUGGUCCAACGUGUACUCAACUGAUAUGUUCUACACAAAGUUCAAAGCCGAUCCCAUGAACAAGGAAGAGGGCCGAAGGUAUCGCCGUAUUGUGCUUGAACGUGGCGGCAGCAUGGAUGAAUACGAGUACCUCGUGGAAUUUCUAGGCCGUGAGCCAAACCAGAGUGCAUUCCUCGAAUCGAAAGGGUUACACACUCUAGAGUAAUCGUCAUACCAGCGUUAAAAUGGAUUAGAGUUCAUUAACCUUCAAGAAAUAUCUGAUUAUUACUAAGUCAUUAUAUCGUUCUAUACUACAUGCAAAAUACCACCGAUGUCUUGGUAGUUCUCAUGGCCUGCAUCGCCACUUACUGCUCCUGUUGAGCCUUGGCCUUGGCUAGCUGUGCGGUGUCAAGAUAGCUGCGAAUCUCCCAGAUCUGCAGACCAUCUUCACCAGCGCCCUCCUCAGCCUCCUUGAUCUCGUACACAAAGCUGGUGGGAACAUCGACAGCACCCUUGUCGUUCUUGAGAUGGCAAAUAGUCAGGCAUUCAGCGUGCACGCGGUACGUGCCCUCCUCCUCGUUCGUCACGAACAUGAUGGUGCGCAGGUCGCGGGUCAGCUUUUCAAAGCUGCCCCAAAGGGAAAGAUAGUCCUCCCAGAUGGCGUCUGCACCCUCAUUGAUCUUGCCAUCAGGAGCGUAGUUGAUGGCCUUGGAGGCGUAGAAGCGGGUGGGCUGCUUGGAUGCAGCGUGUAUGUCGGCGUCAAAGACGGUGGCAUAUUUCAUGUACCAUGCAAGAACACGGUUCUUGGGUAGUGUGGCCAGGGCUGCUCUGUCAAAAGGGGCCUUGAUGGAGAGGAUUGAUUCAGGCAUGGUGUAAGUGGGAUUUAGGUAGAAUGGGUAUGGUUAAAUGGAGAGGGCAAUAAUAUGAUGGAUUGAUAUCGG